AUGUUAUCAACUGACGUUCUUGCAUUUUUCACGACUCUUGAUUAUCAAAAUGUUCUCGUAUUUUCGAUACUCGCCUUUAUUCUAUACACAAUAAACUUCUAUAUCUUGUACUUCAACCGAGAAAACGCGCUUCCUGGCCCGCUUCCUUUACCUAUACUAGGCAAUCUUCUUCAUUACGCCAUGCAGGGGGACAUGGUAGUAUGGGCUGCUGCUCUUCGCGAGAAGUAUGGGGACAUGUGGGAGGUGUACGUGGGAUCCGAGAGACACGUAUGGGUCUCGAGAGCCGAGUUGGUGGACAAACUAUUUAGUAUAUCAACGAAGAGUAAUUACAAAUGUAGAACAAAUGGAAAUAGAGCAAUCGGCGAGAUAAAAAUGUUAAACCACGGAGUUUUUCUGAAUAGAGAUUUGGAUGUUUGGACUUUCAAUAGGAAGAUGAUGAAACUCGUGUUAACAUCCGCCGAGUUCAUUGAUUAUGCUAUCAAACGCGUGCCGAAGGUGUUUGAGGAAAUGGAAGGAUAUUGGGCAGAGUUGGGAUACAUAGACGGCGACGAUAAAAUAUUUAAUCUUCCAGACUGGUUUCAUGCAUUAUCUCUAGAUAGCAUAGUAUUCUUAUCUACUGGUAAGAACGGUUGCGGUCUUGCAUCCCUCCUCCUCUCUAGCUCACCUAAUUCCGCGGUAUCUUAUUCUGCCGAAACUUUGAAUGAGACCAAGGAACUCCGCGAUUCGUGGUCGACGUUCUUUGACACUCUACGCACGGCUAUAUUUGUUCCCGACUUUAUUAGAUUGGGCACUCCGCUUGGGUUGAUACAAAGAAGGAAGUUUCUGAAAAAUUUCCACUGGUUGAAUAACAAUCUGUUGACGAUGAUUAGAGAAAAGAGAGCCGAGGUUGAAAGCUACGAUAACAAUGAUGGACUAAAAGGCGACUACAAUAUGCUGAAAUUGUUGUUGGUUGCGAAUACCCCUCGUGGACCUAGCGUGAAGAGAGGAUCGGAUAGAAUAGACAGAGCCAUGACUGACGAUGAGAUUAGAGGACUAUUGUUAGAAGUGCUCGUUGCGGCUAUAGAAACUUCUGCCAGUCUUAUGUGUUUUAUCAUAUAUUUGGUCUGUCGUAACCCAGAAGUAAAGAAAAAAAUACGGGAGGAGGUCGAUCCACUGUUCAGAGAUGACCCGACGCGAAAAUUGCAACUUGAUGACCUGAAUAAUCUUCCUUACAUUGAAGCUGUUAUCAAAGAAGCCUCGCGUCUUUUUCCUCCUGGGCCCAUUAACCACAGAGUUUCAUCACAUGAAGACGAUAUUGGUGGAUAUACAUGGAAGGCGGGAACGCAAUUCAUGAUAGACGUGAUUGGUAUUCAAAAACACCCUGCGCACUGGUCUAAUCCUGAGGAAUUCAUUCCUGAGCGGUUUCUUUCUCAAUCUGAAGAUGUUGUUAAAAAUUCUUUUCAAACAUUUGGAGGAGGGCUGCGUAUAUGUCCGGGUAGACAGUAUGCAAUGUUUUUCAUGAAAAUUGCUCUAGCAUUAUUAUAUAAUAGAUAUGACAUAGAGUUGGCUAAUGAAAAUGAGAAACCGGCGAUUAUAUACAAGGUUACGCUUUACUGUCAUGGAUUGAAGGUUAAAAUGAGGAGACGGAACAUCGCUUGA
Messenger RNA from Paraglomus brasilianum, 1638 nucleotides. The record is from the annotation of a GenBank genome assembly. NCBI's taxonomy places the organism in Eukaryota, Fungi, Glomeromycota, Glomeromycetes, Paraglomerales, Paraglomeraceae.